Sitodiplosis mosellana (orange wheat blossom midge) is the source of this 3045-nucleotide messenger RNA. RefSeq names its product phenoloxidase-activating factor 2-like. Gene Ontology annotation, molecular function: serine-type endopeptidase activity. Gene Ontology annotation, biological process: proteolysis. The record is from RefSeq and is a predicted model, not a curated record. NCBI's taxonomy places the organism in Eukaryota, Metazoa, Arthropoda, Insecta, Diptera, Cecidomyiidae. The transcript has 7 exons. Bases 1706 to 2920 code for a protein of 404 amino acids.
UUUUUUUUUUUUGCUUCAUUUACUUUUAUUACUUUUGCCGACAUUUGUUUCUAUUUUGAAUUCUUUUGCUUGGGUUUAUUUUUGGAAAGUUCCUCAUUCAUUUCGUUCAGAGCCAAAUAUUCAAAGUGAGAAAAGUGGUGAAUAACAAUGCGAUAAACCGCGCGCGAGCAAUAUUAGCUAGAGAGAAGGCGCUCGUAUGCUUACCCGCGUCCCAACAACAGCACCACAAAGUGCACACAACACAAAAGGGAAAUAAUAAUCAGCAUCAUAAAAGGCGAGAUCAGAAUGAAACAUUUUAGCAUAAGAAUCAAGAGACAAAAAGAGAAUUGAGAACACACAGAAAUCCAUACACACAGAGUAGACGGAGAGCACGGUUCGUAAAACCGAAGCAAUUCGCGAAAUGCAAAAAAGAAAUACAUACACAACAAAAAAUGUUGAAAAAGAAUGAAAAAUACCAAUUACAAUUUAUAUCGGCUUUUGUUAUUGUAUCGCAUGCAUUUUCCAAAGAAGAACACACAUCAGCGCGACUCUUUUUUUUCCUUCUCCUUUUCAACAUAAAUGCGAAUGUGUAUAAAUGCACCAAUCUGAAAAGAGACGAAGACGCGCGCGCGUUUGCUUUGCACAACAUAAAAAUAACAACGAAACAGCAACAAUAACUUAAAAUCACAACAAAAAUAAAAAUAAGACUAUGUCGUUGAUGCGCGCGACCCAGCCUUUGAAAAGCCAAACAAACGACUGCAAAUGACGAUCAUCGAAUUGAAAAAAAAAACUAAGAGAGAAAAAAAUGAAGAUCACAUCGCCAAUUAUAACGAGUGGCGAUACGCAUUGGACCCCGAACGAAAGAAGGAAGAGGUGAACGUUUGUUGAAUGCUCGGAUUGUAAUGUGUGUUUGAUGACGAUCUAUCUGGCCGCCGCACAGAAUUGAAAGGUAAAACCGACCAAAGCGCAAGCGUUCAACUAAAAAAGACACCACGUCAACACCACGAGAGAACAUGAAGAGAAGCAAGCGAUCGAGCGAGCAAAGAAAAAAAAAACACACACACACACACAACACGUCGAGACAUCAAGAGAAGAGGAAAACGAAAAAGGAAUAUAUAGAUGAAAUGAAACCAUUCGAUCGCGUUCGCGGGUUUGGUUUUCUUUUCUCUUUCGCUUGUGUUCUUGUCCAAUCGAUCUCGAUCGGGUUGGAGAGGAACAAAAGAACAUUCUUCUUCGAUUUUGGUUUGAAAUCAAUUAUAUUCUUCACAUGAUUACAGUUAGUUGGUUUCCUCUGUCAGCGUGCUCAUGCGCGCGCGCCCGGCUCAUUCUCAACUUCUCACCGCCCGGUCCAACAGCAGCAGAAGCAGCAGCAACCUCUUGCUCGCGCGCUGCUCUGCAUUGGUCUGUUGAUGUGAACGACGGUUAUUCCGUGGCAUUCGUCUUGUGCACGAAGAAAAGACACCAUCUCCACUCUCUCUGUGCGCAGAUGGAAACGUGUGGCUUAUCAAAUGACAAACAUGUAAAAAAGAACAGAUUCUCUCUCAACUCAUUUUUACAUAACUCAUUUGUAAUUGAUACGAGCACAGUAGAAGAGCAAGGCUUCGGCGAAACAUAAAAACAAAAGGAAAAAGAAAACGUAUCGCCGGUGAAGUGUUUUUUAUUUCUUGAAAUUUUCAUUGUGUUUUGUGUGUGCCGUGUUUGUGUGUGAUUUAUAAUCGGAAGAAAAAUGGCCCGUGUUAUCGGUUUGGGUCGACGAAUAGUCACAUUGAUAUUUGUGAUUUUAUUGAUCAAUGGCAUCGAUGGUUCGACCGCAUCAAACCAAAAUCAAGUGAUCGAAAAUCUUAAGCUCUUAUCACAGAUGGACGACAACAGCAGCUUGCAGCCACCGUCUCGUUUACGUGCAUUUCUUGUGAACGAUUUGCGAAAUAUCCUCGUCAAAAAUACGCCGGAGAAAGACGAUUGUUUAGCUGAAGCAAAGGUUAAAGUCGAUACAUACAAUUGCAAUUGCAGCCAAUAUGCCUGUCUGGCUCGCCGAUUUUCCCAUCAAACGAAAAGAUCAAGAUUCCUGAUCGCUAGAAGCUGUGAAGAUAUAUGCUGUCGAAAGCGUACCAUUUCGAAAAAAUCCACUGCCGCCAAUUUUGAAAAUUAUACGGGCAAUUAUCGUCAAUGCGAAAUCACCAAUCCAACCGUGUAUAACAGUAAUGUCAAUAACCUGCGAAUCAAGUCAUUGGUGCAAAUCUUUUCGGCCAACGGCAAAAAAUUCGUGUGUUUGGGCUCGCUGGUACAUCCCAGAGCCGUGCUCACCACACUCGAAUGCGUUUCGACGUAUUCGCAAGACAAACUGUAUGUAAAAAUGAAAGAAACCGUUGACACCUUUCAAAAUUUGUAUCAAAUACGUAAUGUAUCCGAAAUUAUUUUGCCGGACAAUCACAUGGAUCGAUUUGAGAAGUUGCGUUUUAAUAUGGCUUUAUUGCUACUCAACAAAGAGAUGGAAAUAAAUACACAGAUUGCCAGCUCGUGUCUGCCAAAGUAUCAAGAAUCUGCACAAAGUUUGGCCAAUCGAAAAUGUUUUGUCACCUCACUCGAAUAUGUCAAUGGACGCCUCAUCGAACGUACGGAGAAUAUACAAAUAUUCGAAGUUGAUCAAUGCAGAGACAUUUUUAAUCACCAAAAUCGACUACAAAUCUUCUUCCCCAAGCAAAACAUUUGUGCCGGCCAUUCGAACGGACAAGGCAUUAAAAUCAGAUCAAACGGCGCUUCAUUGAUAUGUUUACACGAACAAAGCGAUCGAAACAACGAUAGAUACCACUAUUAUGUGUUGUACGGUCUGUUGGCAUGGACAAAUGACUCAACAAAUAUCGAUCACACCACAUCACCGCAUCUGUUUACAAACAUUUAUAACUACCGCUAUUGGCUGGAGAAACGACUUAAAAUACUCUAAGCGAGAUUCUUUCAUUCAUUCAUUGUGAACUCUAUAGUUAUAAGCUCGUUCCUCAUUGUGCAACAAGGAUUUUUUUUUAUAUUAUGAAACAGACAAAACGAAUUGUUAAUAAAAUUAUGCGGAGG